This is a messenger RNA of Penicillium manginii, 672 nucleotides long. RefSeq names its product DUF3716 domain-containing protein. NCBI's taxonomy places the organism in Eukaryota, Fungi, Ascomycota, Eurotiomycetes, Eurotiales, Aspergillaceae. The transcript has a single exon. Bases 1 to 672 code for a protein of 223 amino acids. The record is from RefSeq and is a predicted model, not a curated record.
AUGAUUUACGAGACACCCAGUCACCCCAAGCCCCGCGUCUGGGCAGACAGCGACCAACCUGGCUUUUGGGCAAAGUUUGCCAUGGACUCCGCAUGGACCGGCCCCAGGAAAAGUGCUUUGCUUUACAAACUUCGCCGAAUGAAGCUUUCUCGCGAGCCGAGCUUGCGUGAUCACACAGAUGGGAUGUUGUUCCUCGACAUGGUCAACGAGAAAACGGACAACCUUGAGGCACUUCUGGCACAAUCGAUUGGUCAAAAUCUCGGGAACCUGGGCUGCUGUGACCGCUGUUUAAACCACAAGGGCAUCUUCUCAUCUUGUGUCACUGUCGCCAGUCUUAAAGACAUCAUGCCCGAAUGUGCCAAUUGCCAUUUGAAGGGAGAGCGAGAGGAAUGCAAUUUUGUUGACGGUCUUGAAUAUCUCACGGAAGAUCCCGAUACCCGUCCUUUGCAACGCGAGAACGAAACCCAUCGAGAACAGCCCGAGUCAGUCGAGGUGAUAGAUCGCCUGAUAGAGGAAGAAUACCACUUUAUUGAUGAGAUUAUGGACUCGUCUGCCGACUCGUCCGCCGAGUACUCACGGCGCUUGACCGGGCACUCCCAGCACAUCUCACAGCUCAAGACGCGGAGACUUUCCCUACUGGCAGCGGAGAAACGAGCCCAGCGAAUGAAUUGA